Messenger RNA from Coniophora puteana RWD-64-598 SS2, 1670 nucleotides. RefSeq names its product sulfide-quinone oxidoreductase. NCBI's taxonomy places the organism in Eukaryota, Fungi, Basidiomycota, Agaricomycetes, Boletales, Coniophoraceae. The record is from RefSeq and is a predicted model, not a curated record. Gene Ontology annotation, molecular function: FAD binding; sulfide:quinone oxidoreductase activity. The transcript has 9 exons. Gene Ontology annotation, cellular component: mitochondrion. Bases 65 to 1411 code for a protein of 448 amino acids.
CUGACACCCAAUCCAGGUCUUGUUUUUGUAGCGAUUUGUCCCGAAUCUUUCACCUGAACUUGUUAUGCUGCCCCUCUCCCGACGUGGCUUGCCUUCAAGCGCGAGAAGAAGCAUCAAGGCCACGCGGUUCUUUGCUACGCAUGAGAACAAGGACAAGUAUAAGGUGGUCGUUGUAGGAGGAGGAUCAGCGGGCUUGACGGUAGCCAAUCAGAUUUACAACCGCUUCAAAGCUGGCGGAAAGGCGUUGAACAGUGAUGACAUUGCAGUCGUGGACGCUGCCGAAUUUCACUACUACCAGCCUGGAUGGACACUAGUUGGCUCCGGGCUUCGUCAAAAGACAGAGUUCAGAAGACCGCUCCAAUCCUUGAUCCCGGGUCACAUCACGCGUAUCUCCGAAAACGUUCAAUCAUUCUCUCCCGACAAAUCAUCUGUGAAGACUACAAGUGGCCGAACGCUGUCCUACGACGUCCUAGUCGUAGCUGCGGGUCUCAAGACAAACUGGGACUCUAUCUCUGGACUUUCUAAUGCACUUGCGGAUCCCUCUUCGGGCGUCUCCUCCAUCUACUCUUACGAUACAUGCGACAAGGUCUGGAACGACAUCGACGGGUUGAGAUCUGGUCGGGCGAUCUUCACCCAGCCCGCAGGUGUCAUCAAAUGUGCCGGCGCUCCUCAGAAAAUAAUGUGGAUGGCUUGGGACAGGUAUCAGAAGACCGGACGUGGCAAGAAUGUCCAGGUUGAUUUUCGCACAGGCAUGCCAUCGAUGUUCAGUGUGAAGAAAUAUUCGGAUGCGUUGAACGAACUUCGAAUUGAGCGUGGCGUGGGCGCUGAAUUUCAGCACAAUCUGGUUUCAGUAGACGUCGGAAAUCGUAAAGCGACAUUCCAGAAGACUGACGGAUCCAAGACCGAAGAGGAUUAUACACUUCUCCAUGUCUCACCCCCGAUGGGUCCGCUGGAUUUCAUCAAGAGCUCCCCUAUUGUUGAUGCUACCGGUUGGGUUGAAGUAGACCCGGCAACUUUGAGACAUGUGAAGCCGGAGUAUGGGAACAUCUUCGCUUUGGGAGACUGCUCUUCCCUUCCUACUAGCAAGACCGCGGCUGCAAUAACAUCACAGGCACCCGUGUUGACCGAGAAUUUAUUUUCGGUUGUGGACAGUGGUGAAGUCAGUUCUGCCAAAUAUGAUGGGUAUACCAGCUGUCCGCUCCUAACCGGAUACGGUGAACUGAUGCUCGCCGAGUUCAAGUAUGGUUUAGAACCCAAGGAGAGCUUUGCGAGUUAUCUCGGAGAUCAAAGACAGCGCCGAAGGAUUUUCUAUCAUCUGAAGAAGGAUGUCUUUCCUUGGGCCUACUGGAACGGGAUGAUCAAGGGAACCUGGUAUGGUCCCACCGGUCCGAUCCGUCCGACCUUUUCGUGAGGAGACAUAUUACUACUAUACCUUGCACUGUCGGCCUCAAAACUUGCGACUCAGAUGUAUGUACACUGCAAGCCCAUAGAUGGAUUUUAUGAGGUUGCAGGAUACAACUAUUUAGAAAGAUAGCUACACGACGUAUACCGAUCAAUCGUUGGUGCGUAUUGGCCCGCUAUGAACAUGGGCUGCAGAAAACAAUUCCUACUAGUGGAAUUAUACUUCGGAGGAAUUAUACUUCGGAGGAAUAACUUGGGGGGAGCUGAAU